Molecule: messenger RNA, 2627 nt
Organism: Myxocyprinus asiaticus (Chinese sucker)
Lineage: Eukaryota; Metazoa; Chordata; Actinopteri; Cypriniformes; Catostomidae
Product: alpha-taxilin-like
Exons: 10
Coding region: 110-1747 (545 amino acids)
Molecular function (GO): syntaxin binding
Source: RefSeq, a predicted model, not a curated record
UUCGUGUCUUUGCCUGGCAUUUCCCGUGUCCGUUGGAGCUGUAGUUGGAAGUGAAAAGAGUGGCUGUAAACAUUUGAAGUGCUUUCUUGGACCAAACUGAGACACUGCAAUGCAGAGGAGAGAAAUGGAAGAUCCAGUCGCUGACAGCAGUGCAGAUGAUACUGAGGAGAGCACAGCAGCCUCUGAAAAGACCAACAGCCCUAAAGAACCAGAAUCACAGCCGGACAGCUCACCAGCUCUCAACGCCCAAACGGGUGAAGGCUUGGCUGAGGCUGGAGCUCUUAAUGUAUCCUGUGACAUGGCUGAGGAGCUGUGCAGACAGCUGGAGGACAUCCUCAGCACAUACUGCCAUGAGGACGGAGGGGUUGGUGGUGAGGAUGCAGGUGUGGAAGUUAACGGGCUGUCUGAGAAGGAGGAUGGCAAGCAGGAGGAGGCCAAACUGAACAGUAACGAAUGCAUGGAGAAGGACCAGAAGAAACUGCAGGAGAAGAAGAAAGUGAAGGGACUUGGCAAGGAGAUAACUCUCCUUAUGCAGACCCUAAACAUACUGAGCACUCCAGAGGAGAAACUGGCUGGCCUUUGUAAGAAGUAUGCUGAGCUGCUAGAGGAGCAUCGUAAUGCUCGGAAACAGAUGCGAGCUCUGCAGAAGAAGCAGACACAGCUGAUUCAGGAGAAGGACCACUUACGAAAUGAACACAGCAAGGCCAUCCUGGCUCGCACCAAGCUGGAGAGCCUCUGCAGAGAACUGCAGAGACAUAACCGCACACUCAAGGAGGAUGGUGUGCAACGUGCCCGAUUAGAAGAAGAGAAAAGAAAGGAAGUGACCUCACAUUUCCAGGUGACACUGAAUGACAUCCAGGCUCAGAUGGAGCAGCACAAUGAGCGUAAUGCAAACCUGAGACAGGAGAACAUGGAGCUGGCUGACAAACUCAAGAAGCUCAUCGAGCAGUACGAACUCAGAGAGGAGGUGAGAAUACAGAGAAUGACCAGAUAUAUGAGUGGGAGCUUAAGGAUUUAUGCUGAUCUAUGCUUGCGUUUUCUCUUGCAGCAUAUUGACAAGGUGUUCAAGCACAAAGAUCUGCAACAGCAGCUGGUAGAUGCAAAGCUUCUUCAAGCACAGGUGCUGCACAAAGACUCAGAGGACCGGCACCAGAAGGAGAAAGAAUUUCUCUUGAAAGAGGUAGCGGAGUCUCAGAGGAUGUAUGAACUCAUGAAACAGCAGGAAGUCCAUCUGAAACAACAGUUGUCAUUGUAUACUGAGAAGUUUGAGGAAUUUCAAAACACACUUUCCAAAAGCAACGAGGUGUUCACAACAUUCAAACAGGAGAUGGAAAAGAUGACAAAGAAGAUCAAGAAGCUGGAGAAGGAAACAACCAUGUAUAGAUCACGAUGGGAGAGCAGCAACAAAGCCCUGCUGGAGAUGGCAGAAGAGAAAACACUUCGAGACAAGGAGUUUGAAAGUCUGCAGGUGAAGGUGCAGCGACUGGAAAAGCUCUGUCGGGCUUUACAAAUUGAGCGUAAUGAGCUUAGUAAGAAGGUUCAGGGGGUCUCUAGCCCAGAGGGGCCAACAGGCACAGAGACCAGGCCAGAAUCCGAGGCAGGGUCACAACAAGAGGCCAUAGACUCAGAGGAGGGCAGCCCUGUCCAUCAGAACAACCUAGAGCCAGAGACUUGUAGCCAGGCAUGCCACUGUGCUCCAGAUCUGGAGGCCGACACUCACAGAGAGGUUUGCUCAGCCCAGGAUUGAGUCUUGAUCUCUCUCUGGGGGGCCAGGACACACACAAUCCUUCCCACCUCCUGUACCGGACCCUGACCCUCCAUCGGCAGUCAGUCUCAGAGUCAUUUUGUCUACGUCUAGACAACACAUCUCUGGAGGAUCUAAUCCAUAGGAAAUGCUGACUUGUCUCCUCGGGGGGGGGGGGUCAUUUUGUCAGGGAAGAUUGUGCCUUCAACAUGAUUCCUAUGCUGCGUUUUUACUCUCUUUAUGUGGCUUGCUUUGUCAUCCCAUCCUAUCCCCCCCCCCCCCCCAAAAAUCAUAUUUGUGUUAAGAGGGGCAGGGAAUGUUGCUGCUGUCUUGGAAUGCUCUGUGCUUGUCCACUAAAUGCUUGUCUAGGGAUGAUUGUUACCCUGUCUUCAGUUUGGCUGAAAAAUGUAUUAAUGGACAGAUAGAAUUGUAACAGAAAAAUAUAUAUAUAAUUUUUGUAAUGAAAGAGCUGAUGUAGUCUGACAUGCAUUUUGGAGUGUUUUUAUUUUAUUUUCUCUCAAAUAAUUGGUUACAGGUCAAAUCUGUAUUUACACCUCGCAGCUACUUUCGUUUUGGUUUAAUUUCUUAGAAAAUCCUGCAUAUCGUUGUUUGCACCAAACAAAGAAUGUAUGAUUUACUUUUCAUCUUCACUGCUCAGAAUUUAUCAUUGUAGGUAUACAGGUAAUGCUAACAUUUUUAUUUAUUUUUUAUUUAUUUUUUUUUAGUUUAUGGGUCUUCCAAUCGGAACACAGAUUUCGCUAUGCUUGUGCACAUCACUUCACAUGUAUCAUUUAACAUGGUUACAUAAUCUUUAAACGUCACUAAAAUUCAGACUUGUUUUUUUUUUUUUUUACAUCAGUUUAUAUAGCCAGUAUUGCAGAUA